CACAGCGCCCUGGACCGUAGCAUACACAGUUGAGGAGCUCUCUCGCUUCGCCCACUGAAGAAGGAUCGCCUCGCAUCUCGCCGCCGCGCAGCGCAGCGCAUCCCUAGGGUUUUCUGCCACCGCCGAUCUACCCGCGGCCAUGGAUGCCACUCUCAUGGGCGCCCCCUCUGUCGCGGCGGGGGACUCUCCCGCCUCCGGGGAGCACCGGAUGGGGACGACCAUCGUCGGCGUCUGCUACGACGGUGGCGUCGUCCUCGCCGCGGACUCCAGGACCAGCACCGGAAUGUAUGUGGCGAACCGUGCGUCGGACAAGAUUACUCAGCUGACAGACAACGUGUACGUCUGCCGCUCUGGUUCUGCUGCUGAUACACAAGUCAUUUCCGAUUAUGUACGUUAUUUUCUCCACCAACACACAAUUCAGCUUGGGCAACCAGCUACUGUGAAAGUUGCAGCCAACUUAAUUAGGUUGUUGGCUUAUCAGAACAAGAAUAUGUUGCAAGCUGGCAUGAUUGUUGGUGGAUGGGAUAAAUACGAGGGAGGCCAAAUUUUCUCAGUUCCCCUUGGUGGAACAAUUUUGAGGCAACCAUUUGCAAUUGGAGGUUCAGGUUCCAGUUACCUGUAUGGAUUGCUUGACCAUGAAUGGAAGGAGGGCAUGUCCCAGGAAGAAGCUGAGAAGUUUGUAGUUAAGGUAGUUUCCCUUGCUAUGGCCCGUGAUGGUGCCAGUGGAGGGGUAGUUCGUACAGUCACUAUAAAUGCAGAUGGUGUUUCAAGGAAAUUUCACCCUGGAGAUAAACUACCACUGUGGCAUGAAGAGCUGGAACCCCAGAACUCGUUGCUGGACAUUCUUGCGGCUGGGAACCCUGAUCCGAUGGUCCAGUGAAUCUGCUCCAGCCAUACACCUCUCAUUACCAUCUUUCUACUGUAUGUGACUUGCACUAGAUUUUUAGUGAACUACUGGGUUUCCGUAUUAUGUUCAUCAGGGCACCAUUAUCAAGUGCAAGAUGUGUCAUUUUCCAUAUGUAAUUUCUUUUUAUCAAGGAAAUUGAAAAAUAUUAUUUAGACUUU
Messenger RNA from Oryza brachyantha (malo sina), 1065 nucleotides. Its product is annotated as proteasome subunit beta type-6-like. Gene Ontology annotation, cellular component: proteasome core complex. The coding region runs from base 140 to 880 and encodes 246 amino acids. NCBI's taxonomy places the organism in Eukaryota, Viridiplantae, Streptophyta, Magnoliopsida, Poales, Poaceae. The record is from RefSeq and is a predicted model, not a curated record. The transcript is spliced from 8 exons. Gene Ontology annotation, molecular function: threonine-type endopeptidase activity.